UGUCUUCACUCUACUGGCAGGAACGAAUAUUCACCGGAAGUGAGGUGGCCUUACUGAAGAGCAAGCGAAAAAUAAACACGUAUCCCGUCAAGUGGCAACGACUGCAAGAGAUUGAGAACACGCAAAUUACUUAUAGAUGGCAAAAUAGAAACGGGACACGUUUACUGCAAGUCAAACAAAACUGAGGCCACAUCCGUACAGCUAAUCUAGCGGAUUUUUGCGGCAGUAGUACAAGAUGGUGCGAGCCGCUCUCGUAACAGCCACCAGUUUGGCUCUGACUGGUGCAGUUAUCGCCCAUGCCUACUUCCUCAAGCACCAGUUCUACCCUACUGUAGUAUACCUCACCAAAAGCAGUCCCAGUAUGGCAGUCUUAUACAUCCAGGCUUUCGUGUUGGUAUUCCUAUUGGGAAAAUUCAUGCGGAAGGUCUUUUUUGGCCAAUUGAGAGCUGCUGAAAUGGAGCACUUGAUCGAGCGCUCCUGGUAUGCCGUAACAGAGACCUGUUUAGCCUUCACUGUGUUCAGGGAUGAUUUUUCUCCUCGAUUUGUGGCCCUGUUCACUUUGCUGCUGUUUCUCAAGUGCUUCCACUGGCUGGCUGAAGACAGGGUGGACUAUAUGGAAAGAAGUCCGAAUAUCUCCUGGGUCUUCCACUUCAGAGUUCUCUCUCUAAUGGUGUUGCUGGGAGUGUUAGACUUUCUAUUUGUCAAUCAUGCGUGCCAUAGCAUUAUUACCAGAGGAGCAUCCGUCCAGCUAGUGUUUGGAUUUGAGUAUGCGAUACUGAUGACUAUGGUUCUUACCACCUUCAUCAAAUACACCUUGCAUACAAUCGAUCUCCAAAGUGAAAACCCGUGGGACAAUAAGGCUGUCUACAUGCUGUACACGGAGCUCUUUACAGGUUUCAUCAAGGUAAUUUUGUAUAUGGCAUUCAUGACCAUAAUGAUAAAAGUGCACACCUUUCCUCUGUUUGCCAUUCGACCCAUGUAUCUCGCGAUGAGGCAAUUCAAGAAGGCUGUAACAGACGCCAUCAUGUCUCGACGGGCCAUCCGUAACAUGAAUACUCUCUAUCCAGAUGCCACCCCUGAGGAUUUGCAGGCCACUGACAAUGUGUGCAUCAUCUGCCGUGAAGAGAUGGUGACCGGAGCCAAAAAACUUCCUUGCAACCACAUCUUUCACUCAAGUUGCCUUCGCUCAUGGUUCCAGAGACAGCAGACGUGUCCAACCUGUCGUAUGGAUGUUCUUCGAGCAUCCCAGCCAAAUCAGACUCCUGCCCCAGCUCCUGCACAAGCCCCUGCCCCUGCUGCCCCAGCUAAUGCACCUGUACCUCCACCUGUCAAUGUCGUACCAGGUCUGAUGCCUCAGUUUCCUCCGGGGUUGUUUCCCUUUUGGGGUCCUUUCCCCGGUGCGCCUCCACCUGCUGCCCCAGGUGCUCAAGCAAACGCAGACGCUCCACAGGCUGCUGCAGAUGGAGCGCAGACACAAAGAGCAGAAUCAGGAGCCGGCAGUUCUACCCAGCCAACUACAGCAGACAGUGCCCCCGCCUCUCCUGCAGCGAUGCCUGGAUUCCCAUUUUCAAUGCCACCACCUUUCCCAUCAGCUCCAUGGCUGCCGAUGCCUCCACCUCCACCCUUUAGUAUGUUGUCAUCCAUGCCACCUCCACCAUCAACUUUGUCCACCAUGUCAGAAGCUGAGCUCAGAGAAUUGGAGCAGGAGGGUCGACGAGGUUUGGAAGCCAGGUUGCAGUGCCUUCACAACAUUCAUACGUUGCUUGAUGCCGCCAUGCUCAACAUUCACCACUACCUCAGCACAGUGGCUACAUUGAGUCCUCCAAGAUCAGACGCCAACACUGGUGAAACGAGUGCGUCAGCCAAUGAGGAGUCCUCUCCCUCCACGGGCAACUCGGAAAUUCCCAAUCAGGAAGAUGAGAACCAAAGCACUGGAUCUGUAAAUGGAGCUACUGGAUUUACUCAACCAGACUCGACCACAGGAGCCAGCAAAGAAAGUAAGGAGGAGGAGGAAGAAGAGUGUGAGGAAGGCGGUGAGCCAAGCGCUGCUGAGUUGAGACGGCGUCGACUCCGCAAGCUGGAGACCACGCAGACCCCUGACCACUGAUGACGUGAUCCAUUAAACCAUGCAAUUGUGACUGACUUCAGAUAGUAGAAAUGCUUCUCACUGACUCCCCAAGGCACUUGGCAUGCUGAGAUGUCAGAUUAUUUAAGAAAAGUUUAUGCGAUUUUAAAUGUGAUUCUGUGACACAUCAAGACCCCUACUGCUGUGUGGAGGAUUUGUCACGUGAAUCAAAGAUACCCGGAGGCGUACGGAUUGAAAGGCUUGCAUAAUGAACGUCAAUGGUAUUUGCAUUUGGUCAGACUGACUUCAAUACUGAAUGUGAUUUUUGCUUUCAAGUGGCCAAUUUAAAGAAUGAGUAUUCAGUUGAUUUCUCAUGUGCCCUUAAAAUGUUAUCCCCCUUUUUUGUGUAUUUUUAUUAUUUCUAGCUCUUCGUGAUUGUUUUUUCACAGAUCUAAUUUGGUUAUGCGUAAUAGAUCACAAACCAAAAGUAAAUUAACUUGCUGUACAUAAUGUAUAAAGUGUUUUAUUAGGAGGAUCUGUACAUACUGCAAAAUAAACUGUAUGAGACUUA
This is a messenger RNA of Misgurnus anguillicaudatus (oriental weatherfish), 2636 nucleotides long. The record is from RefSeq and is a predicted model, not a curated record. Lineage: Eukaryota; Metazoa; Chordata; Actinopteri; Cypriniformes; Cobitidae.